Messenger RNA from Bipolaris sorokiniana ND90Pr, 162 nucleotides. RefSeq lists its product as uncharacterized. The record is from RefSeq and is a predicted model, not a curated record. The annotation marks the transcript as partial. Lineage: Eukaryota; Fungi; Ascomycota; Dothideomycetes; Pleosporales; Pleosporaceae. The transcript has a single exon.
UUACAGUUUUACACUGACGGUGGCCCCAAUAACACUAUUAAUAACGUAGCUAACCAAAUCUUCGACGCUGCCCACCAGGCUCUAACUCGUACGACGCUAGGCGCUGUACUGCCAACUUUCAACAUGCCAGGCGCUGUUAACCUAAACGAGUAUCGUGUCUAG